Molecule: messenger RNA, 1068 nt
Organism: Morchella importuna
Lineage: Eukaryota; Fungi; Ascomycota; Pezizomycetes; Pezizales; Morchellaceae
Exons: 1
Coding region: 1-1068 (355 amino acids)
Source: RefSeq, a predicted model, not a curated record
AUGAGUUCCGGCUUUCGUUUCUCCGCAACUUCGGAACCCUUCACACCGAUCGAGACUCGGCCGUCUACACCUAAACCCCCUGCUCACGCAGAUCCGAUUGCGGUAGAAAGACUACAGAAUGAGCUUCUUGAGACAUCCUUCCAAGUCAAUUCACUCACUGGGAACCUGCGUGAAUGUCAAGAGGACUUACGGGCUAAAUCUGCCGAGAACAAACGGCUACGUAGCUACAUCCACACACUCGAGGUCCUAAAUUCACGCCAACCUCCUGCUCUGGUUUCUCUACAAGCGUCUAUUCCUUCCGCGCCCCCUCCUUCUUCCCUUGUUUCUCCGGGACGAGUAGCGACAAAUGGGACCAUGAAACCCGAUAGCUUCUUCAAGGAGGAGUUUGGAAUGCUGUUUCGUGAAAUCCAUAACUUUGGGAAGGGCUUCUACAAGUUCGCAACGGAUGUCGACAUACCAUCGGAGCUGGCGGGGACGGUGAAGGAUAUUGUGGGUGACGAGAGGAUGCUGCGGGAUACCCACACAAAGCUGUUGAUUGUGGCAGGGAUCGUGAUGCGAUUUGUCUGUUUGGAAGUAUUCAGAGAUGGCGGGGUUCUGGAAAGUAGGGAGGAGCAAACAGGUGAGAUUGACAAACUUCAAUUUUGGUAUGGGAGAAUUAUUAACAGUUACCCAGCUUCUCCAACAGCCUCGGAAAAAUAUAGCACCAAAUCCGCCGCCCUCGCAACGAAGAUUCAUACAUUUAUCCUACCACUCAUGUCCCGCCCUGGAGACCAGAAACACUGUGAGGAGUCGUUCCGUCUGUUGGAGGCGCUCAUCUCGCAUGCUUUCCGCAUUGGUGUUGAUAGAGACAAUUGGCGGUUCUCCUUCCCAAGUCGUGGAGCACGCUUCGUAAAUGCUACAAUGGUACCAUGUGAUACGAGGAACCUGGGCUUUUCGGGUGAGCAGGAGAGGGAUAAUGGGACUCUCGAGAACGAGAGGAGAUGUGUCCUUUUUUGUGUGUUGCCGUGCAUAGAGAAAAGGGGCGCAAAAGGAUGGGGUGUUGUUGUGAAGGCGAGCGUGAGAGUGUAA